GGAACAAAAACUGCAUAGAUUUUGACUUCAAGGGUGCACACCAUGGCGAAAACCGAAUUAAUCGACUCCCAUGUUUCCGUGAAACAGUGCACACGAGCCGUACACGCACUGCAUGCAUAUGCCUCAAAAAAACAAAAGGAACAGGAGGAAACCGAACUUUUACCAUCCAGCGAGCAAUAUGUGUGGCUACAAAUCACAGUGAAGCGGAUGCACCCCGAACACAAGAUCAAACCAUUCAAAAUCCCACUCAAGCAUGCUCUCAUCGAUCCACGAGUUACGCCUGUCUGUCUCAUCACCAAAGACCCUCAGCGAGAGUACAAAGACCUUCUCGAGUCUCAUAAAAUCAAAUUCGUAUCAAGGGUCGUUGGCAUCACAAAACUCAAGGGCAAAUUCAAGUCCUAUGAAGCUAGGCGAAUGCUGUUAAAAGAGAAUGGAAUGUUCCUGGCAGACGAGCGUGUAAUUCCUUUACUGCCGGGCUUGUUGGGAAAGAAGUGGUUUGACGCAAAAAAACAGCCAAUCCCGGUCUGCUUGACACGCAAAGACCUCAAGGGUGAAUUAGAACGAGCCAUCGAGUCGAGCUACAUGCAUCAGAAUAGAGGAACGUGCACGUCCGUUAAGAUCGGACUACUAUCACAUGCGCCAGAAAAAAUUCUCGAUAACAUGAAAAUAUCUCUUCCCGCCAUCGUGAACAAUAUAAAGGGUAACUGGGAUAACAUUCAAAGUCUUCACAUCAAGACGAAUUCAAGUAUCAGCUUACCGAUAUGGACAUGCGGACUCGGAGAUGCGACUGGUGGACGGUGGGAUGGUAUGGUCCAAUCCAAGGACGCAUCUGAGGAGAGCAAGUUGGAUGAAGGCUCUGAUUCCAAAGACACAGACAUGGAUUCGGAAGAACAUGUACCGGAAGUGCCAGUUAGCAAGGGCAAGAGCAAAGGUACGAAGAAACCCCUGAACGAGGUUGUUGUGAAGUCGGUUACUCCGAAGGAGGUGAAACAAAAACGGAGCACUGAAGGAGCAGAGAAGAAGAAAGUGAAGUUUGCAAAAGGUGGCCCAGUAAAGAGUGCGAAGAGUGCCCUCAUUGGCAAGAAGCCAGGUCGACCGUGAUUACCUGCUGCUGGGUGGCGGCGUAGUAUGUCAUCGAGCAGAUAUGUAUCACUGGUGUUGUUUGCGAGCUUGUUCAGAUACCUCAGUAUCCCUUUUCCCCAGGCAUAUACUGCCAGCUGACAAAACGCCAUUGUUUGCAUUUCCCUCUUGUCAUUCAUUUGUUGCUCAGCUGUAAGUAUAUACAUCGGGCAAACCGGAGUGCCAUUGGGUGAACACUACCUUCCUUUUUGGUCAUACUCGGAACCACUCG
Molecule: messenger RNA, 1351 nt
Organism: Suillus discolor
Lineage: Eukaryota; Fungi; Basidiomycota; Agaricomycetes; Boletales; Suillaceae
Product: ribosomal protein L1p/L10e family-domain-containing protein
Exons: 4
Coding region: 43-1101 (352 amino acids)
Source: RefSeq, a predicted model, not a curated record